Messenger RNA from Uranotaenia lowii, 525 nucleotides. Its product is annotated as fibromodulin-like. The record is from RefSeq and is a predicted model, not a curated record. Lineage: Eukaryota; Metazoa; Arthropoda; Insecta; Diptera; Culicidae. The transcript has a single exon. Gene Ontology annotation, molecular function: protein binding. The coding region runs from base 1 to 525 and encodes 174 amino acids.
AUGCCCGUCAAUUUCACGUCAUCAAAAGAAGUUUUCUUGAGAAGAUUGAAAACCCUACACAUGGUGAAUUGCGGUUUGACAAAUCUGGAUGUAUCGAGUUGGAAUUUCCCUAGCCUCGAAUCUUUAAUAGUUAGUCACAAUCAACUCAUAGCGAUUCCUGUUGGACUUGGAAAGUUUAGAUCUUUAACCAAUCUCAACAUCGAUUACAAUCAAAUCGAAUGCUUAGAUUUUUGCAAGUUCAAGGGGCUUGAUAAUUUGAAACAUCUUUCCGUGGGCCACAAUAAGUUGCAGGAAUUGAUAGCUGGAGAUUCGACACUGCUGGCAUCCCUGAUAUCGCUCAAAUUAAACUUCAAUCGCUUAGAGGAUGUGGAGGCGCUGCCACAACAAGACUUGCCUGCGCUAGAAUCGCUUGAUUUGAGUGGCAACAAUCUGCCAUGGUGCCAAACUUAUGACCUAUUCCUCGGAACCGGGAAGAAGUUUGCGCUCUAUGCGAAUCCCUUCAAUUGUAGCGAUGAAAUUGAAUGA